GUCACUUUGUCCGGUUCACUUCUUCUGACGUCGCGCUGUACAGACAAAGUUACCCGUGCGUGUGUGUCUAUCAGAAGCUAACUUACUAUGUGUUUUGUGCCGUUAGGAAGUGAAAGUGUGAGUGUUCGCUUUUCGACCCGUUAACUUCCAAGAUGGGAUUUUCCCCCAAUCUCCAGAGCCGAGCAGGCCAUGAAGCCCUUCUGUGCAGACAGGAUGCGGAGCUUCGACUCUUGGAGACUAUGAGGAGAUGCCUCUCCAGCAAGGUAAAGUGCGACAGAGAUUACUGCACAGCCCUCUCCGCGAUCACGACCCAGGGGCAGAAGGUGGAGAGAGGAGAUGAAGGGUACCUGACGGGAAGUCUUGUAGCUCAAGCCUGGAAAGGAAUUCUCGAGGAGGUGGAAAACGCUGCCAAACUGGUCAAGACCAACGCCGAUGUCGUCGAGAAGGAGACGCUGGAGAAGCUGAACACCCUGUACAUCGAGAAACGCAAGGCGAGGAAGAGCUAUCAGGAUGAUCACAUCAGGAUCUCACUACAGAUGUCCAAUAUAGCUGAAGAUGUAACCAAAAAGAAGGCUGAGUACCAGAAACAAUUGGAGAAUUAUAGACUGAUGCGCUCUAGGUUUGAGGAACACUAUGUCAAAUCUAGUUCUAAAGAUGAAGAUAGAAUAUCUUCCCACAGAGCAGCAUUUUGUGGUAUUUCUGGAAGAGGAGGGCGCAAACUAGACGAUGUGAGAGACAAGUACCAGAGGGCGUGCCGCAAACUGCAUCUAGUUCACAAUGAGUACGUGCUGCUCCUAGUGGAGGCUGAAGAGAAUGAGAAACACUUCCGUACGAGUCUGUUGCCUGCGUUGCUGCAUCAGCAUCAAGCCAAUCAAGAGCUCUUCGUCAAGUCUUGGAGAAAUAUAAUGAGGGAGAUUUCACGACUGUGGAACUUUGCGUCCCGGGAAUUUGCUGAAAUCAACAGCAGAGUAGAGGCACAUGUCGAGUCCAUCAAACCAGCAGAAGAAUACAAAGACUUUUCUGAGAGGCAUAAAUCUCUACCUACUGAAGCAGUCAGAUUCACUUUUGACAGUACUCUCGUAGAAGACACCAGCGGGAAAUUGCAGCCGAACCAACUGACAGUGGACAACCUAACAAUAGAAUCCGUCCAAGCCAAAAUGGCCGACCUUGAAUCCAGGUUGAAGGAAGUAAAGGAGCGAAAGGCAUUAUGCAACCAAGAGUCUAGUGAGUUGACAAUAAACGGUCUUAUGUGUGAGGAAUGUUUGCUGAGUAGACAACUGGACGUGAUACACAAGGCCUUCAACGAGUUAGGCUGUGAGGAACCUCCGGUCGGCUGUGAUUUGCCCCUCGACCAUAGCUUUGAGAACGGAAACAUCGCGGAUAAUCAGCUGAAUGAUGUGAGUCCAAUGAAGCGCAGCUCCUUACCCCACCAGACACAAUCUUCCACCAACUCGCUUGUGGACAUGUUGCGUAAGCCGUUCCGUCGCAAGUCCGUCCCGAGCUCCCCGACGGCCCGUCGUCCUUCCGUUCCGAUCUCCGGUGUAGGUUGUGAUAAUGAUCUCGUUAUCAGUAACCUUGAACCUCAACCUACCUCACUAAUUGUACCUGAUUUGUCUCUUACCCAUUCUGUUAGCCUGCAUUCGCUUAACAUGAUAGGCUCAACACGGUCGCUGGUUGAAGAGGAAUGGUUCCACGGAGUUUUGCCGAGAGAGGAAGUCGUACGGCUGCUGACAAGGGAGGGGGAUUUCCUUGUACGAGAGACGACACGCAACGCUGAACACGAGAUGGUGUUGAGUGUUUGCUGGGGAGGGUUUAGCCGACAUUUUAUCGUCCAAACAACGCAGGAGGGCCACUAUCGGUUUGAAGGCCCAGCGUUUGCUACGGUCCAAGAGCUUAUCAUGUACCAGUGGCAGAGUGGUCUGCCGGUUACCAGUCGAUCUGGGGCUAUCCUUCGUCAACCUAUAGCUCGAGAGUUGUGGGAACUCAACAACGACGAUGUACUUUUGCUGGACAAGAUUGGCAGGGGAAACUUUGGUGAUGUAUAUAAGGCAAGGCUGCGCACCACAGGGCAAGAGGUUGCGGUCAAAACGUGUAGAGUCACGGUUCCAGACGAACACAAACGCAAGUUCCUUCAGGAAGGUCGAAUACUGAAGCAAUACGACCACCCAAACAUCGUAAAACUGAUAGGCAUCUGUGUCCAGAAACAGCCUAUAAUGAUAGUCAUGGAGUUGGUUGUAGGUGGAUCUCUACUGACUUUUCUGCGCAACAAUUCCUCUAGUCUUACGCAGAAGCAGUUACUCUUCAUGUGCAGGGAUACAGCAGCUGGCAUGCGAUACUUGGAGAGCAAGAACUGCAUCCAUCGAGACCUAGCUGCUCGGAACUGUUUAGUUGGAGCUGAUAAUGUCGUCAAGAUCUCAGACUUCGGAAUGUCAAGAGAGGAAGAAGAAUAUAUCGUGUCUGAUGGAAUGAAGCAGAUACCUAUAAAAUGGACGGCACCAGAAGCAUUGAAUUUUGGUAAAUACACCAGUUUGUGCGACGUAUGGAGUUAUGGAGUUUUAAUGUGGGAGAUUUUCGCCAAGGGAGGAACUCCAUAUCCAGGAUACUCCAACUCCAAAGCCAGAGAGAAAAUCGAUCAAGGUUAUCGAAUGCCAGCCCCUGAAGGAACCCCAGAUGAAAUUUACCAGCUCAUGCUGUGCUGUUGGGAGUACCAGCCUGAAAACCGUCCACACUUCGACAGAAUCUUCACCAUUGUGGAGAAAAUCUGCUAUGGUUCCACAUAGCAUCGGCUGAGGGGAGCGGAUCACUGGAAACACAGGGUUUUUCAGUGUAACCUGUAAUGUGAUGUUCCAGCUAGCUCCUCUUUAUCUACUGAGUUCAAAAAGGUACUAAAACGGAUGUGAUCAGUUUUUUUACAAAGACUUUUACAUACAAAACUUACUACCUAUCCCUUAUAAAAUAACCAUUUUAAGCUUUAACUUAUUGUAUUCUAUUUAUUGCCAUACUAGUGCCAUAUGAUUUUACCGUAGAUUUCAAGUCAUUUUGUUAGUAGGUUUGGUAGAGCGAUGGAAAUUUCAAACGAGUCUAUUCAGUUAGUUGUAUGAGUGCUUUUAGAUUAUGGUUCUUUAUGAAAUAUUGUGGUAAUUUACAAUAAGCUAAUAUAACCACUUAUCUAAAUAUUUAUACGAUGUAUUUUAGUUGAUGAAAAUUCAAUGUAGUGUUUACAAAUCAUAUAGAAUUUUGUAUUGGUCCGCAAAAAUCAAUUGUUAUUCAAAUAUGUUAAUUAAAUUAUAUCUCAAGUACCUAACAUUAUAUGUAUGUUCAACAAGUAUAUUAUUGAGUACUACUGUUUAUCCAAUAAUAUAUAAUAAAAUAGUGAAUUUUCAUUUUGAAGCCUUAGUUUAGUAGGUUUGAUAGAGAGGUGGAAAUUAUAAAUAAAUAAUUACUUGAGGACCAUAACUUUAUACGUAUCCUUAGCCAGUAUAUUGAUUAUUACUGUUUAUAAAAAAAUAAUGUACUUUAGAAAAUUAUUAUCUCUGUACAAAAGAGUACCAAACCCAAACCCCAAAAAAUUACAUUUUUGGAACACUUGGCUUCAAUUUUAAAUGUACUUUUAAACAAAUUUCGAAUUUCAGGAAAACUGUUUAUUUUUUAAGUGAUAAGCGGUCAAUUUGUAUAUCAUGUCAAAUUAUUUGUACCAUCCAAAAAAUAACAAUUCAUGCCUUUGAGUUCAGAACAAACUGGGGGUCAUUGUUUGGGUAGUUUCAAUGUAUAAUUUUGUUAAGAAGCAGUUCAAAACCAUUCUACUAUAUUUUACCCCCAAAAUUUUAAGACUUUUUUUUAAAUGGAAUUUUUACCAAGUCACUAGUCAAAUGACAUCCGUGACUGACUAGCAUUUUGUCAUUGUCUAAAUGUUAAGUGUGAAAAAUCCAAAUAGAACAACUCAAUUAAUUAUACAACCAAUUUCCUUUUUGUGAACUAUUUUUACCAGGACCAGAUUUUAUACAAUGCAAAUUAACAAUGUACUUUUUGGAACAUAUUCUUUUGCGAUAUUUCGUAGCCUUAUAAUGCAAUAUUCACCCCUUAUAGAUUCUAUAGUAACGUUGUCCUUUAGCACUUCAACAUUUUUAAUUUACUAUGUGCUAUUAAAUAUUCUCUCAUCCGUUACUAAUCAUCUACGUUAACAAAUUUUUAUCAUGUAACUCGUUACCAUUAAAUCAUUUAUUGAGUGUUUACUGUAUAUAUGUAGUAACUUGAGUAGCAUUAUUAUGUUCUCAUUUAGUUAAGAUAUUGUAUAAAGUAUUUAAGAUAGCCAUAUUUAUUUUUACAUAGAAGUAUCUCUUUGAAUUAAUGUUGAAUUUAAUUUUAAUAUUUUUACAGUACACUCCCGAUUAACCGAGGUUGUUAGGACCGAGACUACAUCGGUUACUGAGAAUCUCAGAUAACGUGGUCUUUUAGAUUUUGAGGUUAGCGGUUACGGUACCACAUUAAGAAGUCAUAGACUUGUAAAAUGUUUGUUUUAAUAAUUCACAGUGAAUCAAAGAUGAUAAAUCGAUUUUUUCAUGGAAACAUUUUUUUUAAUAAGGCAGUUUUAUUAAAUAAACAAUAAUCCAAACAUGCUCAACACUUCUUAAAUUGUCUUGAAAAACUCUAAUUCAAACUCCUCGUAUUAACAAAAACACAGUACAGUAGAUCUUUCUAGUUUAUAAAAAACUUGUCAAUAAAACACAAUGUGGUAAAUCUUUCUAGUUUAUAAAAGUAUAAAACUACUUUUUCUUUGAGUUUGGCCUGAAUUACUUGACACAAUCGUCAUUAUCCAAACAUUGUUAUAUGACAAAGACUGGCAAUAGGCGAUGCAAGCAGGCAAUGCCCGAUCGGAAUAUAAUCUUAGCUCAGAUAACUAGGGCUCGGGUAAUCAAGAGUGUACUGUAACCUUUUAUGCAAGAAUAAAAUUGGAAGUGUGUAAGAACACAUGAUCCUUUUUUCCUGAAAAGUUUUUUAAGAAGUCUGUUGAAUACUUUUUCAGUGCAAUGUCUUUCUAUAAUCGUGUUGUUUUAUCAUAUUUAUAGUUAUUGUUAAUGUUGAUUUGAGUCAUUGUAAAUUUAAGAUUUUUAAGUGAUUAAAUUUCCAUGUAUUACUGUA
Macrosteles quadrilineatus (aster leafhopper) is the source of this 5139-nucleotide messenger RNA. RefSeq names its product tyrosine-protein kinase Fer (gene FER). NCBI's taxonomy places the organism in Eukaryota, Metazoa, Arthropoda, Insecta, Hemiptera, Cicadellidae. The record is from RefSeq and is a predicted model, not a curated record. Gene Ontology annotation, biological process: peptidyl-tyrosine phosphorylation. The coding region runs from base 153 to 2780 and encodes 875 amino acids. Gene Ontology annotation, molecular function: ATP binding; non-membrane spanning protein tyrosine kinase activity. The transcript has 16 exons.